UUCUGUCCUUCCUCCUACACCUCCUUCUGUCCUUCCUCCUCCUCCCCAGUUGCCAAACCUCUAACCUUCAAACCAUUUUCCUCCUCCUCCUCACUCUCAGCGUUUCCUCUUCUCUCUCCACUUUCAUCCAAACAUCACACGCUAUCUGUUUUUGUGUUUUGACCUGAAAACGUUUGCAGCUCUUUUCAGAGCCGUGAACUUUGUGAAAUUCACCACAGUUUUGCUGUUCACGUUCGACGACAGUUACAUUUGUGUUUUACGACGCCUCCACCUGCUGAGGAAACCUUGGUGCUCUGUGACCCCAGUCUCAAAUAAAGUCCUUUAUUCCCUCUGCAGCAUCAGCCAUCACACCUGGUUUUAUCUGUCGUCGCUGUCCUGUGAGUGUGAAAGUGUUUGAAAGUGUUGAAGACAUAUUUCUCUCACUGAUGACUGUAAAGUCUGUCUGUCCAGUUAAUCGUGCUGUGAGUUUAUGUACAAAGUCCACACAAAGACACAAGUUGAUGCAAAUUUCUCUUUGGCUGAAAAAUCCACCUGAGCUGGUAAAAUAAACAGAAAUGAUCCAGAAAAUAUACAAUAAAACAUUGUUCUUUUAACUUCCCUCGAGUCAGUGAUCGGCUAAAAAAAAAAACCUCGAACAUGAAGAGCACAAAGAACAUGAAGAACAUCAAGACCAUAAAGAGCACUAAGAACAUGAAGAACAUGAAGAGCACUAAGAACAUAAAGAGCAUGAAGAACAUAAAGACCAUAAAGAGCACUAAGAACAUAAUGAACAUGAAGAGCACAAAGAACAUAAAGAGCACAAAGAACAUAAAGAGCAUAAUGAACAUGAAGAACAUCAAGACCAUAAAGAGCACUAAGAACAUAAAGAGCACGAGGAACAUGAGGAGCACAAAGAACAUGAAGAGCAUGAAGACCGUAAAGAGCAUGAAGAACAUAAAGAACAUGAAGAGCACAAAGACCAUAAAGAACAUGAAGACCAUAAAGAACAUGAAGCAGUAGCUGCUUCGUCUACUAACAAUAAAACUACAUGACCUCAUUCAUCUGUGAUCACAUGAUUGGAACUGAAGAGACAACUUUUUUUUCACGUCUAUAUUUGUUUACCACAGUGUUGAGAACUCCGGUGCUGAGCGAGUCGUCUUUCAGAUUAUCAUUAUUGAUCAGAUUAUUAUUGAUCAGAUGAAUAAGAUUAUUAUUGAUUUAUUGUAUUGCGUGUUUGUUUGUUUAUUUAUUUAUUAU
Molecule: messenger RNA, 1236 nt
Organism: Solea senegalensis (Senegalese sole)
Lineage: Eukaryota; Metazoa; Chordata; Actinopteri; Pleuronectiformes; Soleidae
Exons: 2
Coding region: 637-999 (120 amino acids)
Source: RefSeq, a predicted model, not a curated record